AUGGACUGGGAAACGUCUAUUAAACGACGAGAUCUUUUUAGAUUUAUACGUUUUAUAAUGUAUUACGCUUACAUGCAUUCGUUUCAUUUGGAACGCUGCUUACCUGAGAACCUGUAUGAUCUUGGCGUCUUGUUGGAAUUAAUUUGGGAAAUAUUUCUCUAUUUUGUCGCUAUACAUAUUGUGAUAUUGUACAUGUGCACAUUCUAUUUGAAUUAUCACAAGGGAGACCUGGAAUUAUUGGUUAAUUGUGUGAUGCAAAUAAUUAUUUAUUUAUGGAGCAUCAUUGUGAAAGUGUACUUUCGUCGCUUGCAAUCCAAAAGGCUGGAGGAUUUAAUUGAUUUUAUAAAUUUAAACUACAAAACACGUUCGGCCAUUGGAUUUACGUACGUGACUAUGGACGAUAGUUGGCUCAUGGCGUAUAACUGGACUAAACGAUAUGUUUACUGUUGUUUCCUUGGCACCACAUUUUGGCUCAUUUUACCCAUUGCUUAUGGCGAUCGUAGUCUGCCCUUAGCCUGUUGGUAUCCAUUCGAUUAUAAGCAACCGUUCAUUUAUGAAACCAUGUAUUUACUUCAAUCUGUUGGCCAAAUACAAACGGCAGCUGCAUUUUCUGCCUCGAGUGGUUUUUAUAUGACCUUGUGCAUUGUAAUAUCUGGACAAUAUGAUGUUUUAUUUUGCAGUCUAAAGAAUAUUCUAGCAACUGCUGCUAUAAAUAGGAAACACAAAAUUGAAGUAAGGGAACUCUACGUAAAACAGACAUUUGCAGCAGCCGAAAUCAAUGAAUUCUAUUGUUCCAAGGAAAUAACCUGCGAUAUUGAUACUCUAGUUCGCGCUAUUAAAAAUGGAAAACGACAAGAUUUUCACUGCCACUUUCGUAAUGCUCUUAAGAAAUGUGUUGACCAUCAUCGCUAUAUUAUGAAGUGUUUAAAUAAAAUGGAAGACUUCUACAGUCCUAUAUGGUUUUUCAAAACGGGCCAGGUUGUAUCCCUAAUGUGUUUGGUGGCAUUUGCAGCGGUGAAAACUAUCAAUGGUAAUUCAUCAUUUAUGAAGAUUAUAUCAUUGGGACAAUAUUUGAUGUUGGUCGCCUUAGAACUUUUGAUUAUUUGCUAUUUUGGUGAGGUAAUUUUCAUUAACAGUCAACGAUGUGGCGAAGCUCUACUCAGAAGUCCUUGGUACCUUCAUAUGUGUGAAAUGAAAUAUGAUUUCAUUUUCUUUGUACUCAAUUCCAAGAGGUCAUUUCAAUUAACAGCUGGCAGAAUGUAUGCCUUAAAUGUUGAAUGUUUUAAAAGUAUUCUUUCAACAGCUUUCUCAUUUUUGACUUUGUUGCAGAAUAUGGAUCAACGUAGAGAAGGAAAACAACACUGA
Molecule: messenger RNA, 1365 nt
Organism: Calliphora vicina (urban bluebottle blowfly)
Lineage: Eukaryota; Metazoa; Arthropoda; Insecta; Diptera; Calliphoridae
Product: odorant receptor 83a-like
Exons: 6
Coding region: 1-1365 (454 amino acids)
Biological process (GO): detection of chemical stimulus involved in sensory perception of smell; sensory perception of smell
Cellular component (GO): plasma membrane
Molecular function (GO): odorant binding; olfactory receptor activity
Source: RefSeq, a predicted model, not a curated record